Molecule: messenger RNA, 759 nt
Organism: Ustilaginoidea virens
Lineage: Eukaryota; Fungi; Ascomycota; Sordariomycetes; Hypocreales; Clavicipitaceae
Exons: 2
Coding region: 1-759 (252 amino acids)
Source: RefSeq, a predicted model, not a curated record
AUGGUGGCAACGGGAGGAACGCAAGCUUGGCUCCCCAAAAGCGGGCCGGGCCAAUCAUGUGCCUGCAAUGUUCGGCAUCGCCCACUUCGCCUUCUGCCGUCCCCUGGAUUGAUUGACGAGCUGGGAGUGAUGGCAAAGCCGGUCCAAGGCCACAGCUGUCGACGACUUGCUUGCUAUUCGGAUUGGAAGGCUGGAACCGGAUUCUGGGAAAGCUGCGGGGAGAGCAGCCAACCGUCCGCCUCCUCCCCCCCCGACGACAAUCCUGACAAUCCUGACAAUCCUGACAAUCCUGACAACCCCGACAAUCCUGACAAUCCUGACAAUCUCGACAAUCCCGACAAUCCCGACAAUCCCGACAAUCCGUCUGGAACAUGCCAGGUGCCGGGUGCCCGAGGCUUUUUGGCACUCAACCGCACCCUCCGCCCUAUUCAUCCGCCAACCAGGCCCAUAACUACUACCCUGGCUCUUUUCCCCAGGAUCCCAGGCGGCCAAACUCCUGAUCUUCCAUCGUCCGCUCUGGCCUUCCUUCCCGUCUCCCGCCAUUUCCAUCUCUCAGCCUUGGAUCGCGCUCUCGACACCACUGCUUCCUUUCACGGUGUCGGUGUAGGCCGCAGCCGCAGCCGUAGCCUCUACUUCAUCCGCCUAUCCGACAUUGUUCAGAGCAACCCGUACCGACCGUCCCUUGGAGCGCUUUGCGCCGCUUGGUCGAGCUGCAUCUUGAGCUUCAGGAGGUUCGUGCACCACUACAUACUGCAUUGA